AGGCAGUAGGGAGUUUUCUGCUGGGGUCAGGAGGACUUUGGACAGACACACGGAUCCUGCCCCAGACACCCCUGUAUGAGUGGAGUGUAGCAGAAAAAGAGAAAACAUCCCCAACUUUUUUUUUCCUCUAUUGCCUCAAAGAGUCUACAUGUCUGGUGGCAUCUAGACAUGUUCAGCUUUGUGGAUUUGCGGCAGGCACUGCUGCUCAGCGUCACAGUGCUUCUUAUCAGGGGGCAGGGCGAGGACGACCGCACAGGGGCCAGCUGCACCCUUGAAGGCCAGGUCUUUGCGGACCGGGACGUGUGGAAACCAGAGCCAUGUCAAAUCUGUGUGUGCGACAGCGGAACUGUGUUGUGCGAUGAGGUUCUCUGCGAAGAGCCAACAGACUGCCCCAACCCCAUCGUCCCCCAGGGCGAGUGCUGCGCCAUUUGCCCCGACGAUGGAUACCAGUCUGCUCAGGUUGAGGGACCCAAGGGAGACCGUGGACCCAAGGGAGAGAGGGGUCCUCCUGGUCCCCCUGGUAGAGAUGGUCUCGACGGCCAGCCUGGACUCCCAGGACCUCCUGGACCCCCUGGCCUUGGUGGUAACUUCUCCCCUCAGAUGUCUGGUGGCUAUGAUGAGAAAUCCCCUGCUAUGCCUGUGCCUGGACCAAUGGGCCCAAUGGGACCCCGUGGAUCUACAGGAGCUCCUGGUCCUAGUGGACCUCCGGGACCCAAUGGCCUUCCUGGUGAGCCUGGAGAGGCUGGAGCUACCGGCCCCAUGGGUCCACGUGGACCUGCAGGACCUUCUGGAAAGAAUGGAGAGGAUGGUGAGGCUGGGAAACCUGGUCGUCCCGGUGAGCGUGGACCUUCUGGCCCACAGGGUGCUCGUGGUUUCCCAGGAACUCCUGGACUUCCUGGCAUCAAGGGUCACAGAGGGUUCAGCGGUUUGGAUGGUGCUAAGGGAGACACUGGCCCUGCUGGACCCAAGGGAGAGGCUGGUGCCCCUGGUGAGAAUGGAACUCCUGGUGCUAUGGGACCUCGUGGUCUGCCUGGUGAGAGAGGUCGAGCUGGUCCUCCUGGUGCUGCUGGAGCACGUGGUAACGAUGGUGCUGCUGGUGCUGCUGGACCUCCGGGUCCCACUGGCCCUGCUGGACCCCCUGGAUUCCCUGGUGGCCCCGGACCCAAGGGUGAAGUUGGAGCACAGGGUGCACGUGGACCUGAAGGACCUGCUGGAGCUCGUGGAGAACCUGGUAACCCUGGACCUGCUGGCCCAGCUGGACCUUCUGGAAACCCUGGAGCAGAUGGAGCCCCCGGUGCUAAGGGAGGCCCUGGUGCCCCUGGUGUUGCUGGAGCUCCUGGUUUCCCUGGACCACGUGGACCCCCAGGACCUCAGGGAGCAGCUGGUGCCCCUGGACCCAAGGGUAACACUGGUGAGGUUGGUGCCCCAGGAUUCAAGGGAGAGCCCGGUGCCAAGGGCGAGGCUGGUGCUCCAGGUGUUCAGGGACCCCCAGGACCUCCUGGUGAAGAGGGCAAAAGAGGAACCAGAGGAGAACCCGGUGCUGCAGGUGCCCGUGGAGCCCCUGGGGAGCGUGGUGCCCCUGGUGGUCGUGGGUUCCCUGGUUCUGAUGGCCCUGCUGGAGCCAAAGGUGCCCCUGGUGAGCGUGGUGCUCCUGGUCUUGUUGGACCUAAAGGUUCCACCGGUGAGUCUGGUCGCACUGGUGAGCCUGGUCUUCCUGGAGCAAAGGGUAUGACUGGUAGCCCAGGCAGCCCUGGACCUGAUGGCAAAAUGGGAUCUGCUGGAGCCCCUGGACAAGAUGGACGCCCCGGACCCCCUGGCCCUGUUGGAGCAAGGGGUCAGCCCGGAGUCAUGGGUUUCCCUGGACCAAAGGGAGCUGCUGGUGAGGCUGGAAAGCCUGGUGAGAGAGGAGUCAUGGGACCCACUGGCCCUGCUGGAGCUGCUGGAAAGGAUGGUGAUGUUGGUCCUCAAGGUCCUCCAGGACCAGCUGGUCCUACUGGUGAGAGAGGAGAGGCAGGACCUGCUGGAGCACCUGGAUUCCAAGGACUUCCUGGACCUCAGGGUGCUAUUGGUGAGAGUGGCAAGUCUGGAGAGCAGGGUCUGCCCGGUGAGCCUGGAGCUGCAGGACCUGCUGGAGCAAGAGGCGACAGAGGAUUCCCUGGUGAGCGUGGUGCCCCUGGCCCCAUUGGACCUGCUGGUGCUCGUGGAUCUCCUGGUUCUCCUGGUAAUGAUGGUGCUAAGGGAGAACCCGGAGCUCCAGGUGCUCCCGGAGCUCAGGGUCCUCCUGGACUGCAGGGAAUGCCAGGUGAGCGCGGGGCUGCUGGUCUUCCAGGACUGAGAGGAGACAGAGGUGACCAAGGAGCUAAGGGUGCUGAUGGAGCACCAGGUAAAGAUGGCCCCCGUGGCUUGACUGGACCAAUUGGAAUUCCUGGACCUGCAGGACCACCUGGAGACAAGGGAGAGAAUGGAGCCCCUGGACCUGUUGGACCUGCUGGAGCACGCGGAGCCCCUGGUGAGCGUGGUGAAGCCGGACCACCUGGACCUGCUGGAUUUGCUGGACCCCCUGGUGCUGAUGGACAGCCAGGUGCUAAGGGAGAGCCUGGAGAUAAUGGUGCUAAGGGAGAUGCUGGUCCUCCAGGCCCUGCCGGACCAACUGGUGCUCCUGGACCUCAGGGUCCCAUUGGAAACAAUGGUCCUAAGGGAGCCCGUGGAGCAGCUGGACCUCCUGGUGCAACAGGUUUCCCUGGUGCCGCUGGCCGAGUUGGACCUCCUGGCCCAUCAGGAAACUCUGGACCUCCCGGACCUCCUGGACCAGCCGGCAAGGAGGGACCUAAAGGAAACCGUGGUGAGACUGGACCUGCUGGUCGCCCUGGUGAGGUUGGUGCUGCUGGACCCCCUGGAACCCCUGGAGAGAAGGGUAGCCCUGGUUCAGAUGGUGCUGCUGGAGCUGCUGGUCUUCCUGGACCCCAAGGUAUUGCUGGACAGCGUGGUAUUGUUGGUCUGCCUGGACAGAGAGGAGAGAGAGGUUUCCCUGGUCUUCCUGGACCUGCUGGAGAAGUUGGAAAGCCCGGACCUGCUGGCCCUGGUGGUGAGCGUGGACCUCCUGGACCAAUGGGACCCCAUGGUCUUGCUGGUGCCCCUGGAGAGCCUGGACGUGAGGGAACCCCUGGUAAUGAAGGACCAGCUGGACGUGAUGGAGCCCCUGGGCCCAAGGGAGACCGUGGAGAGAGUGGCGCUGCUGGAGCCCCCGGUGCCCCUGGACCCCCUGGUGCCCCUGGACCUGUCGGACCCGCUGGAAAGACCGGUGACCGUGGAGAGACUGGACCCGCUGGCCCCGCUGGCCCUGCUGGCCCUGCUGGACCUCGUGGCCCUGCUGGACCUGCUGGAGCUCGUGGAGACAAGGGAGAGACCGGAGAGGCUGGAGAGAGAGGCAUGAAGGGACACAGAGGAUUCACUGGUCAACAGGGACCUCCUGGACCUCCUGGACCCUCAGGAGAGGCUGGACCUGCUGGUGCUGCUGGUCCUGCUGGACCCAGAGGCCCUGCCGGAUCUGCUGGUGCUUCUGGUAAGGAUGGUAUGUCUGGUCUUCCUGGACCUACUGGACCACCUGGACCCCGUGGACGUUCUGGAGAGAUGGGACCUGCUGGUCCUCCUGGACCCCCUGGACCCCCAGGACCUCCUGGUGCCCCUGGUGGUGGAUUCGACAUUGGUUUCAUUACCCAGGAGAAGGCCCCUGAUCCCUUCCGCAUGUUCCGUGCUGAUGACGCUAAUGUUCUCCGUGACCGUGACCUGGAGGUGGACAGCACCCUAAAGAGCCUUAGUCAACAGAUCGAACAUAUCCGCAGCCCUGAUGGAACCAGAAAGAACCCUGCCAGAACCUGCAGAGACCUCAAGAUGUGCCACCCAGACUGGAAGAGUGGUGAGUACUGGAUUGACCCGGACCAGGGCUGCACUCAGGAUGCCAUCAAGGUCUAUUGCAACAUGGACACCGGAGAAACCUGCUUGUCACCAACUCAGCCUGAGGUUGUCAAGAAGAAUUGGUACAUAAGCAAAAACAUCAAGGAGAAAAAACACAUCUGGUUCGGAGAGGCUAUGAAUGACGGCUUCCAGUUCGAGUAUGGCAGUGAAGGUUCUCUGCCAGAUGAUGUCAAUAUUCAGCUGACCUUCCUGCGUCUAAUGUCCACUGAGGCAUCCCAGAACAUCACCUAUUACUGCAAGAACAGCAUCGGCUACAUGGACGCUGCUGCUGGCAACCUGAAGAAAUCCCUCCUUCUCCAGGGCUCCAACGAGAUUGAAAUCAGAGCCGAGGGCAACAGCCGUUUCACCUACAGUGUCCUGGAAGAUGGUUGCACGUCACACACCGGAACAUGGGGCAAGACAGUCAUUGACUACAAGACGACGAAAACAUCUCGCCUCCCCAUCAUUGAUAUUGCUCCUAUGGACGUUGGUGCUCCAGACCAAGAGUUUGGCCUUGAAGUUGGACCUGUCUGUUUCUUGUAAAAAGAGAAAUCUGGACUUUAAAGUGUUGUUGUGUGUGUGUGUGCGUGUGUGUGUUUUAUUUUUUUUCUAGCAGUCAUCUCUCCCCAAAAAAGAAACCAAAAGAUUCUUCCAAUGUCAUUUGCCUGAAAAAUCUCCACUCGGCCGUUGUUUCCAAAGGUCCAGUUUGCCUAAAACCCGCACUUGAACAAAAACAAGACAGUGGCGGUGUUAUGGCAUCUGCAUCACUGUGUUUGGGACCACUAUUUUCUUUUUUUUUUUACUUUUUCUCCUUUUUUUAUGCCAUCACCAACACCAAGGAUCCUGUAGAGAAGAGAUUUUUUUUGGCAACAAGAAAAUAAUAUAUGCCUCUGUAAAGUGUAAAAAAACAACAACCUCCCCUCUUAUUUCAAAACAAAACCAGGCCACGCCGGGCCUCUCCAGAUUUCACAGAAAUGCUCAAGUGACUUUUGUAUUUUAUACACCUCUCUGCUCUGAGGAAUGAAAGGACAGUUGCAACAGGCAGAAUCUAAUUGCUUUGUACCAUGUUUCAGGUGUUGAUGAAUAAACGGUGAAACUGACAGCCAUCUUUGUCUUUGUUGUUCUGGCCUUCUCUGUUCCACCUGCAGACUCCCGCCCACCCCCAACCCUGUUGUGAUUUGUUUUUGUGGUGGAUUUCUGUUUCUGGUUUCUGUUAUUAUCUUAAUUUCUUUUUAAAGCAUUGCAUUAUAAACACCAGCAGAGAAAGAUGGGUUUAAACCUCUUUUAUGACAGGACAAAAUAUCACGGCUACCUCAGAAAUAAAACAAAUUCCAACAUUUUAAAGGGCCCAGAGUAUUUAAAAUGAAGCCUGUGAUCAUUGUGGCAAUCUGUGGGGCAGUUGAGGUUGACUGACACUUUUAACAGAAUCAGAACUUAGAAACUUAAGGUGCUAUUUUUUCUUUUGAGGUCUGUUAGCUGUCCAGUAUCACUCCACUGUUAUGUAGUGUUACCGUUGUCCUAGCAUGACAGCUCCCUCUCGGUGCUAAAACUGAAACCAGAGCUAUAAUUAUUGGUGUCCAGAAUGAGACGGACCUCUUCUGCCUGCUCAUGGUGGCAUUAAAACUUAAUUUUUUUCUUUUUACUCCAACGUUUCAUAAAUUCAUUCAUUCAUUAAUGCAUUUGUUGUACUCUGUUUCUUCUUCUCUUGUGGAACAGGUGACCUUCCUCAACAACAAAUUAGAAUCAUAGAUUUUAAACAGUCCCCAGAAAUAAAGGCAAAAGAAAAAAGUUUGUUUGAAAGACACAUCUAUGGGGAUUGAUCAGAUCUGUACCUAUUUUGUAUAUGUAUAAUAAAUUGAGAUGUUUUUAAUUAUUUUGAAUGCUAAAAUAAAGCAUGUUAAGUGGUCUAA
Molecule: messenger RNA, 5864 nt
Organism: Girardinichthys multiradiatus
Lineage: Eukaryota; Metazoa; Chordata; Actinopteri; Cyprinodontiformes; Goodeidae
Product: collagen alpha-1(I) chain-like
Exons: 49
Coding region: 169-4497 (1442 amino acids)
Molecular function (GO): protein binding; extracellular matrix structural constituent
Source: RefSeq, a predicted model, not a curated record